Molecule: messenger RNA, 2368 nt
Organism: Coregonus clupeaformis (lake whitefish)
Lineage: Eukaryota; Metazoa; Chordata; Actinopteri; Salmoniformes; Salmonidae
Product: somatostatin receptor type 2-like
Exons: 3
Coding region: 576-1718 (380 amino acids)
Biological process (GO): cellular response to estradiol stimulus; cellular response to glucocorticoid stimulus; neuropeptide signaling pathway
Cellular component (GO): neuron projection; membrane
Molecular function (GO): neuropeptide binding; somatostatin receptor activity
Source: RefSeq, a predicted model, not a curated record
UGCAGCGUACGCGCACUCAUCCAUCAUCCAAUUCCACUGAACGCAGCAGUGAGUGCACCGCUCAUCAGCGCGCUGAACAGGCUGCGCUCUUCUUUGUGCGUCAGUCCUCCUGCAAGAACAGAUUUCGCAUUAUCUCUGGCCACGGAUUCAGCGCCAGUAGGCUACUUUUGGAUACAUCAAUUACUCAAAACUAUCUACAUAUGAUUUACACAAUUUUGUAUUGCUGAGGUAUUUCAAAGAGAAAUGUAAUAUAUACUAUAUUGCCUAUUUGAAAUGUUAGACAUAACUGUUAUGUGGCAAUGACCGUCACCACUUUGGCGCACAAGAUACCACUGUGCGCAAUGGGAGGACAGGUGUAUUAUAAGUUAAGUGGAAGCCACAGGGCAGAAUGCUGCCUUCCAUUAGAUGUUCAGUGAUGGCCAGAAGUGGAAGUCGGAAUACUCUUUGCUGAAAUGACACCAUUCCAAAAUGGAUCUAAUGUGACGUUAAAGUUUCCAAAUAAAGGUGGGAUGUGACACUAGUGUCUCCAACUCAACCCCUGAAACAGAUCCAACCCAGCCCUCCUCCCUGUCAGUAUGGAUCUCUGGCCUCUCCUCCCGUCAUCCCCCAACCUCUCCCUCCCCGAGCCCCUGUACUAUGACAGCUACUUCCCAGGGAACGAGUCCGACCUGAGGUCCCGGAAUGACACUCCGGACAAGACCCAACAGCUCUUCGAUAAGACCAGCUCCGUGGUCAUUACCUUUGUCUACUUCAUGGUCUGCGCCGUGGGGCUGACCGGCAACACCUUGGUGAUCUAUGUCAUCCUGCGCUAUGCCAAGAUGAAAACAGUCACUAACAUUUACAUCCUGAACCUGGCUGUGGCUGACGUCCUCUGUAUGCUGAGUCUACCCUUCAUCGCCAUGCAGCUGGCCCUGGUCCACUGGCCCUUCGGCGCCGUGCUCUGCCGCCUGGUCAUGACCGUGGACUCCCUCAACCAGUUCACCAGCAUCUUCUGCCUCACGGUCAUGAGCAUCGACCGCUACCUGGCCGUGGUCCACCCCAUAAAGUCCACCAAGUGGCGGAAGCCACGCGUGGCUAAGAUCAUCAACCUUACCGUGUGGGGAGUGUCCCUGCUGGUCAACCUGCCAAUCAUGAUCUUCAGCGGUCUGAUGCCCAAUAAGAACCAGGCGUGGGUGUGUACCAUUGUGUGGCCGGAGCCUCAGGAGGCCUAUCAGACGGCCUUCAUGUUCUACACCUUUAUCCUGGGCUUCUUCCUGCCGCUCACCGUCAUCUGCCUCUGUUACCUGCUCAUCAUCGUCAAGGUGAAGUCGUCAGGCAUGCGCGUGGGUUCAACUAAGCAUAAGCGCUCGGAGAGGAAGGUGACCAGGAUGGUGUCCAUCGUAGUUGCCAUGUUCGUACUCUGCUGGCUGCCUUUCUACGUGUUCAAUGUCACCUCAGUGACGGGCACCAUCGACACCACGCCUGUCCUCAAGAGUACCUUUGAGUUUGUGGUGGUGCUGGGCUAUGCCAACAGUUGUGCCAACCCCAUCCUGUAUGCCUUCCUGUCGGACAACUUCAAGAAGAGCUUUCAGAACGUUCUGUGCUUGAAGAAGGUGGUGGGCCUGGAUGAGGUGGAGCGCAGCGACAGCCGCAUGGACCGGACGCGCAUGGUCAAAGACGUCACCGCAGAAACGCACAACGCUGCGCUGCUCAACGGCGAGCUGCAGACCAGCAUAUGAGUGUUUGCCAGAGUGUGUGAGGGAGUGUGUGAGACAGUGUGUGUGUGCGUGCUUGCAUGUGUACAUGCGUGUGUGCGGGUAUGAAAUCACCAUAGUACUCGGUUCAUCUGAGGUGGCUGUGGGGCUGAUUGUGUGUAUCGUCUCCAUGAGCAGAUGGAUGGUCCAAUGCCCACUACCAGAGUGCAUGUGGACGAGUUAGAUGGACUAGUCAUGUUAACAUCACUCUUCUAUAAACUCCUGGACUGUGGCCCAAGCACCAAGGGGGUCUAUACUGUCCAUUACAACAGACCUGCCAAGAUACCGUCUUGGAAAACAGACAAAAAGAUUGAAUUGAAGAAGAUGAAAAAGAUGUCUUUCAUGUUUCAUUGACAUGGAUUGAUUCAUACUGUCUUGAGAGCAGGAUAUGAUAAAGCAUCUUAUUUAUUGAUACGGAAGAUGUUACUCACCAAGUCAGAUACCGUCUGACUGAAGCUGGAGACUUUAGAAUUUUGCAUCCAGGAUCAUUGAUUUGAGGAAGGUUGGAAAUCCUAUCUGACUGCCUUCGUGAAGCUUCUCUGACUUCAAACAAGACAAUCUCGUCUUGAUGUAUAUACAGUGCCUUCAGAAAGUAUUCACACCCCUUGACUUAUUCCACAUUUUGUUGUAUUACA